Heterocephalus glaber (naked mole-rat) is the source of this 8125-nucleotide messenger RNA. RefSeq names its product ATPase 13A4 (gene Atp13a4). Gene Ontology annotation, cellular component: endoplasmic reticulum membrane; late endosome membrane. Lineage: Eukaryota; Metazoa; Chordata; Mammalia; Rodentia; Bathyergidae. Gene Ontology annotation, biological process: intracellular calcium ion homeostasis; polyamine transmembrane transport. Gene Ontology annotation, molecular function: ATP hydrolysis activity; P-type ion transporter activity; ATP binding. The record is from RefSeq and is a predicted model, not a curated record.
UGGGAGGAGUCCAGUGUGCUUCUGUAUUGUCAUUUGCUGAGAGAAGGUGUGUGCUCAAGAAGGAGUUUAACCUGGAGGAACAUUAACCCUUUUAGCCAGUUGGAGCACAGCAGCUGAGGUGGCUCUGUGAGUUUGUCCUGGAAGUGUCUGCUCAGGAGGGCAGAGAAGGAGUGGCAUCACUUUUUCAUGGGGGACAACAGUGGAAAGGAGCAGAAGGCUGUGCUCAAUGAAGGACAAGAGAAUGAGAUGGAAAUAUUUGGCUAUCGGACUUGCAGCUGCCGGAAAGCCCUCUGUCUUGCUGGAUCCAUCUUGUCCUUGGGUGUCCUCCCCUUGGUGUUUUACUGGAGACCGGCAUGGCACGUUUGGGGAAACUGUGUCCCAUGUUCCUUGCAAGAAGCAGACACAGUUUUACUGAGGACCACAGACGAAUUCCAGACUUACUCUUGGAAAAAGGUAACAUGGGUCCACCUAUCAACAUUAAGCAGCACAUUUGGGCUCACUCCUGGACAUCCCCUGAUUAUAGAUGAGGACUGUAUCAUAAAUAGAGCCAUCCAAAAGCCAGACCUAAAGGUGAGAUGCAUAAAAGUGCAGAAAAUAAGAUAUGUUUGGAAUAAUUUAGAAGGACAGUUCCAAAAAAUUGGCUCUCUGGAAGACUGGCUCAGUUCUGCCAAGAUACACCUAAAAUUUGGAUCAGGCCUAACAAGAGAAGAACAAGAGAUUAGGAGGCUAAUAUGUGGGCCUAAUACUAUUGAUGUUGAAAUCACACCUAUUUGGAAGCUGCUCAGCAAGGAGGUUCUAAAUCCCUUUUACAUAUUUCAACUCUUCAGUGUCUGUUUAUGGUUUAGUGAAGACUACAAGGAAUAUGCUCUUGCCAUCAUACUCAUGUCCAUCAUUUCCAUAUCUUUGACAGUGUAUGACCUCAGACAGCAAUCUGUAAAACUCCACCGUCUAGUUGAAGCACAUAAUAGCAUUACAGUCUCUGUAUGUGAGAGAAAAUCUGGAGUCCGACAGCUGGAGUCACGCUUCUUGGUGCCUGGAGAUUUGUUAAUUUUGACAGGGAACAAAGUGCAAAUGCCGUGUGAUGCCAUCCUGAUCGAUGGCAGCUGUGUGGUAGAUGAAGGCAUGCUGACAGGAGAAAGUAUCCCAGUCACCAAAACUCCAUUACCCAAGACGGAUAGCCCUCUGCCCUGGAAAACACAGAGCGAAGUGGAUUCCAAGCGGCACAUCCUCUUCUGUGGGACAGAAGUGAUCCAGACCAAGGCAGCUUGCUCCAGGAUGGUGAGAGCCGUGGUGCUGCAGACAGGAUUCAACACUGCAAAGGGGGACCUUGUGAGAUCCAUUCUUUACCCCAAAGCAAUGAGUUUUAAGCUCUACAGGGAUGCCAUCAGGUUCCUCCUGUGUCUCGUGGGGACAGCCACCAUUGGCAUGGUCUAUACGCUGUGUGUCUAUGUGCUCAGUGGGGAAUCUCCAGAGGAUGUGGUGAAGAAAGCUCUCGAUGUGAUCACCAUCGCAGUUCCUCCUGCCCUACCUGCUGCCCUGACCACAGGCAUUAUCUAUGCCCAGAGGAGACUGAAGAAGAGGGGCAUCUUCUGUAUCAGUCCUCAGAGGAUCAAUGUAUGUGGACAGUUAAACCUUGUCUGCUUCGACAAGACAGGUACCCUAACUUGUGAUGGCUUGGAUCUCUGGGGAGUUGUGCCUUGUGACAAGAACGGCUUCCAGGAAGUGCACAGCUUUGCUUUGGGCAAGGCUCUGCCAUGGGGCCCCCUGUGUGCAGCCAUGGCCAGCUGCCACUCUCUGAUCCUGCUCGAUGACACCAUCCAGGGGGACCCGCUGGACCUCAAGAUGUUUGAAGCCACUGCCUGGGAAAUGACUGUGUCUGAGGAUGAUUUCCACCUCAAGGGAGUGCCAGCGCAUGCCAUGGUAGUUAAGCCCCGAAAACCCGCCAGCCAGGUCCCCGUGGAAGGCAUGGUGAUUUUGCACCAGUUCCCAUUCUCCUCAGCCCUGCAGAGGAUGACAGUCAUUAUCCAAGAAGUGGGCGGUGACCGACUGGCAUUCAUGAAAGGCGCUCCAGAGAGGGUGGUCAGCUUUUGCCAACCCGAGACAGUGCCAACUAGUUUUAUUAGUGAACUUCAGAUUUACACGACACAGGGGUUCCGGGUGAUAGCGCUCGCCUACAAGAAUCUGGAAGCUGACCACCACACAUCUGCCUUAACGAGAGAGAAGGUAGAAUGUGACCUGGUAUUUCUGGGAUUACUGAUCUUGGAGAACCGACUGAAGGAAGAGACAAAACCUGUCUUGGAAGAGCUCAUCUCAGCACAGAUAAGGACUGUAAUGAUCACAGGUGACAAUCUUCAGACCGCGAUAACAGUGGCUAGAAAGUCUGGGAUGGUUUCUGAAAGCCAGAAAGUCAUUCUCAUUGAGGCAGAUGAAACCCCUGGAUCCUCAUCAGCAUCUAUAUCUUGGAAAUUAGUAGAAGAGAAGAAACACAUUGCAUGUGGAAAUCAGGACAAUUACAUUAACAUCAGGGAAGAAGCCCACGAUAAUGGCAAAGAAGGAAGUUACCAUUUUGCCCUAGAUGGAAAGUCCUUCCAAGUUAUAAAUCGCUAUUUCAGCAGCCUCCUGCCAAAGAUACUGAUCAAUGGGACAAUCUUUGCGAGAAUGUCUCCUGGGCAGAAAUCCAGUCUGGUGGAAGAAUUUCAGAAACUGGAUUACUUUGUAGGUAUGUGUGGAGAUGGCGCCAAUGACUGCGGGGCUUUGAAAAUGGCCCAUGUGGGGAUCUCUUUGUCAGAGCAGGAGGCGUCUGUGGCCUCACCUUUCACUUCCAAGACGCCGAAUAUUGAGUGCGUGCCUCACCUUAUCAAGGAAGGACGCGCGGCUCUCGUCACCUCAUUUUGCAUGUUUAAGUACAUGGCUCUGUACAGCAUGAUUCAGUAUGUUGGCGUUCUGCUGCUCUACUGGGAGACAAACAGCCUUUCAAAUUACCAGUUUCUGUUCCAGGAUCUGGCCAUCACAACCCUCAUUGGUGUGACAAUGAAUCUGAAUGGUGCCUAUCCCAAGCUGGUGCCUUUCAGACCUGCAGGAAGGCUGAUCUCCCCACCUCUGCUGCUCUCUGUCAUCCUCAACAUCCUUCUCAGCCUGGCCAUGCAUAUCGUGGGCUUUGUCCUGGUUCAGAAGCAGCCCUGGUACUCCAUGGAGUUGCACAGUCCCUGCACAGUGCAAAAUCAAAAUGCCUCAAAGUUAACCAUUUCUCCAACUGCUCCAGAAAAAACUGGAGCGAAUAGUCCCUAUACAAGUUUUGAGAACACUACUAUAUGGUUCUUGGGAACAAUCAACUGCAUUAUUGUGGCUCUUGUAUUCUCUAAAGGAAAACCAUUUAGGCAGCCCACCUAUACAAACUAUAUAUUUGUCCUUGUGGUGAUUAUACAGCUGGGCGUGUGUUUAUUCAUUCUAUUUGCCGAUAUUCCGGACAUGUACAGGCAUUUGGAUCUGCUCUGUACUCCUACCCUGUGGAGGGUCUACAUUGUCAUCAUGCUGAGCUCCAACUUCCUCGUGUCCCUGUUGGUGGAGGAGGCUAUUAUUGAAAACCGAGCUCUGUGGAUGGCAAUCAAAAGAUGUUUUGGCUAUCGAUCAAAAAGCCAGUAUCGGGUAUGGCAGAGGAACUUGGCAAAUGAUUCCAGCUGGCCCCCGCUCAACCAGGUCUCCUACUCUGAAGUGCCGGGGUGUGGCAGGGCAGUGUCCUACAGCAAUCCCGUGUUUGAGAGCAAUGAGGAACAGCUUUGAAGGAAGCAGUUGAUCCGACAGAGAAACAAGGGAAAAAGGACCUGACUGCAUGAUGUUAAAGCAAUGGGGCUCUUACAAUAUCACCUGGACUUUCAGGGCUGCCUAGCAAAUCACAGUGACAAAAUUAAAGUCUGUUUGAUAAAAUAUUUCCUAAGAGAAGAACACUGCCCCCAGAAGAGUGGUUUCCUCUUAGCUUCCAAAUGUAUUGGAGGAAGCUACUGAACCGUGAGCGGGCUAAGGACUGCAAUGGGCCAAGAAAUUGGGAAGCAAAGGGAGGAAAAUAUGUACUUUCUUUUUGUUUUUGUUUUACUUUGUUUUUUUUCAGUGCUGGGGAUUUGAGCAUGCUAAGCAAGCACACUGUAACCCAGAACCACACGGCCAGCCCAUGUAAUCUCUCAUUUUGGGAUAACCUUCUUUCUAAAUGAGUUGAGGGGAGUCAUACUAGGCAUAUGCAUAGAAUUGUAACAUGUUAAAGAUCGCUGUGAAACUUUUACUUCACUAAUGGAAAAUUAAUUCAUGGGAACCAUCACAUCAAGUUUCGCUGUCUGGUUUCCUUUCCUUGGUGGUACUUUUCAGGUUUGAGGCUUUUUCUUCUCUUUCUGUCCUUCCCUUGCAUAUUAUUAAGGAUAAACUCAGCCUAUGCUACAAUAACAAACUCUUAGCUCAGUGUCCUCACACACUAGAGUUUUCUUGCUCCAGGUUACUCCAGGACAGCUGUCCUCAGAGCAGCGAUUGCUUUGGUCUGAGGCUCCAUUACCUCAGCCCAAGAACUCUGUGUGUAGCACGGCAGGGAAGGAAGACACUGGAGACCACACGGAUGACCAAGUGACACCCUUGUCUGCCCCCGUUCUGAUCUCAUAGGCAGGGAUUUAGCCAAGGAGCUGGGACAUGCAGACUCUGGAAUGGAGGGCCGCUUCACAGGGAUGGGACCCGGGACUACAGUGGGUCUCCUGCUUACCAGGGCCUCACACAUGGUUUAAUGCUCUGCUCAUUCUGUUUUGCAAUUCUGAACAAAGGUAGCCACAUUUUUCAUUUUACAGCAGGUGCCACAGGUGUUACCAGGUACCAUGCGCACCACCAAGUAAAGAUGAUGGAGUUGUCUGGCUUGUAUUUUACACUAAGAAAGCAAAGUGGCGUAUUGAGGAGUGCUUGGGUUGUCUGCUGGUCUCUUCUCCUGACUCUGUGUUCUCCUAUGUUUCCUCUCAUCUCACAUGCCCAACUCCGGCUGUUUUCACGGAUGCUCAUGGGGAGGUGGGCUGCAGAGCAACAUCCCAACUCCUGGUAUGGUGUGGAGCUUCAGAUUUGGUGGCUUUGUGCCCUAGGAGGGAGCUCCUGAUGGAGCUAAGCAUCUAGCAAAGAUGCACAGAGUGAGGAGUCAUGAAUUCCAUAUGGACAGCUGGAGGAAUAUUUCAGAUGCAUGUAUUUUCUUAGAGAUUUUUGAAAAUUUUUGAGUGAAAAAGGAUGAGAAAGCAUCUUACAUGUAAGUGCAGAGCUACCUGCCACAAAUACUUUGCUGAGCAGGACUUGGAGGAAAAGAGGACAUAGUUUCAUAAUCCACAUUCCUUGGGGGAUCCCCUGUGUGCUGAGCCCCAGGUACCCAGCUCUUACAUACAGAGGCACCCUGACUAUGACCUCUGCCCUCUAGAUGUAAGGAUCAGAGAACAGGAUAACUCCGUGUUCUGAGGUGUUCAAAGAAGUGUGCCUUUACACACCGAGGAUGGGAAAGGGAUUAUUUAUUCAGAACCCUGUAUUUAGUUAACGUUAUAGUAAAUUAUUCUGCACAAAAGAGGCAGGUGAAGUCUAUAAUCCCAUUUUGUAAAAUCUACCUCUCUUUCUCUCUACAUCUCUCUUCUCUCUCUCUUCCUCCCUCUCUCCCCCCGCCCCCCUUACUCUAACAAAGUCGUAUGGUCUACUCUAGUAAUGUUGAAUCAAAAUAACAUCUUUACAAAAUUCCGGGCAUUUACUAACACUACAGAAGGCAUUUUUUCUUAUUUCCUGCUUUAUAUACAGGGCUUUACCAUUUACAAAUACUUUUAUACUCAUUCUUUCAUUUUAGCCUCAAAAUGAUUUUAGGAAGAAAGCAGGGCAAGGACAAUGAUCCUCCUGUUUUAAUGUGGUGCCAGACCCAUGUCUUGGCAACUUGGCAAGGACACAUAGCUAAUGGGCAGAGGAGAUGGCUCAGAUGCAGGUCCAUCAGCAAGUUCCCCUGCUGUGUCAUUCUUCAAUGUUGUUUUCUCCUAAAUGAAAAGUUUGUAGUACUGAGAAACAAGCCCACAGCAAGGCAGCUAUCUACUGCAAAUGCCACCAUGAGUAUAAUUUCCCCUGGAAAGAGUUUUUAGUUUCUCAUAGAAGUUCCCCUGAACCUGACCAUCAGUCACAUGAAAGGUUAACUCCCACAGCUGAGGGAGUAAAACCAUAAUACUAGAGUCCUGUGAGUCUAUUUCAUGUGAUCAGAUAAAGCUCUGGUUUCUGACUACAGCAUCCAGAAGUAGAAACUUGUAUUUCUGCUUGAAAUUUGUCUGGCCCCUGCUCUGUACAGCUUUCCAGAGUCGUAUAGAUUCUCUUUCGGCUUUCAACUAUGUUCCCUCCAUAUGCAUAAAAAAAUGGAAAGCUCCUGUCUCAUACAACAUUCAGUCUGCCUUUUGGUUUCCAUGAGACUUGUUAAAGUGACUAUGUAAACUUUACCAAUAAAAUGAUUUUUCUUCCAAACUGGACAAACAUACAAAUAAGGACAACAGGACACAGCUGGGCUGGAGGUGCUGGGAGUGAGUCCCCAAGGUUCCCAAACUCCCAGAGGCUAUGGUUUCCCCAGGAAGAUCAAAUUGGCUGCCUUCUCUGCCCUGAUGCUCUGCCCCUCCAGCCCUGUGCUCAAGGCUGAUUCCUACUUCAGAUUUCGGCUCAUUCACUGCUUCUUCCAAGGAGUCUUCCCUGACCACUUUAUCUCAUGUUGCCCUUCCCCACUAGCUUGGGUCAUUUCUUCAAUCUUACUUCUGCAGCUUUUCAGGUAAUCGAGGUUUGAAAGGAAUUGCUUGUGUAAGAUCACAUCCUUAGGAAAUUGGUGAGCUGAGUCUAAAACCUGGGACUACUGACUUCUAAAUCAAGGUUCUUUGUAGUCUUUAUCCCUGGCUAGAUUAGUGAACACAUUAGUGAAUCCACUGAGAAGAAGGAUGCAGAGCAUUAUAGAGCCUUAUGCAUGGUUGAAUGAAAAGCUCUCAAGGAGGCAUCCAGACGCUCACAGCUGUGUUUUCUUGUUCUCCCCUCUGUCUUGACUCCCCCUCCUCCAUGUGGCAGCUCCACGGACAUUCUGAUGAGUCACUGUCCUAUGAUAAAGGCUGACUUGGAGACUGCUGAGUUGGAAGUCAAGUUAAGGAUUGUUAGACUGCAGGGAGGCCUCACAUAGGUUGUGUGUGUUGCACUGUGCAGCCCCGGGAACACCAUCCACAUUGUAUUGUCAACCCAAAGUGGUGUCACCACAACACAGGUACACAGCGAAGAGGGCCUCCUGCCCAGUUUCCAGUCAGUUCUUCAGUCCCCAGAAGGACCCUUUCCCGGACAUGUCUCUCAUGCAGAACCUUCGGUUCUGCAGGCCCUUGGUUACCACCUGGUGAUUACAUGAGCUUCUUCACUGCUCUCCCUGGCUCAGGUCUCUCUUUUCUCUUUUCUUCUCAAGGUCUCUCUGAAUUCUAUCACCCAAAUCUGAUGUGAUGUCCCUGGUCAGAAAUCCUUAAUACUGCAUUCUAAAUGAUCUACCACAAGAAGUCCACGUUGCUUAGUAAGGAAUUCGAGUCCCUUUGCCCUGGCUACAUCUAGUCUCAACUCAGACUUUUCCCUUUUUGCAGUUUCCACUGCAGCAAUUAAACCUUCUAUUAUUGCUAUUUUUCUUCCAUGAUACUUUUGCUCAUGUAUUCUCUCUAUUGGGGCACCAAUCAUUCUUAUUCUUAUGUCCAUACAGCCAACACUUCCUAUUUCCCAAUAUCCAAUUAAAAUGCCACCCACUCUGUUAAGCCAAGAGGAAGAGCUCCUGCGCCUGCCUACCUACCACACUCUCCCCAGCCAUCUCGUGCAGCUCUUAAAACCUUGCAUUGCGGUCAUAUAGUGCUUCAACUGCCCUUGCCUCCCACCCACCUCACUUGGAUAGCGAAUACAUUUUUUGAAGGGAGGAUUGAGAGUGAGUCAUUUCAACUUCCUAUUCUGCACCUAGCACAGGGCCAUGCUUAGGGGCUCAGCAAGCAGCUGUGACAUGAUUGAAUAAAAAAUAUAAUCACUGGGAUAUCUCGUCGAUUUGUCUUCCUUUGUCUGUGAACAUCUGUUUUCUAUCCAAUACAAAGAAGCUUCACUCAAACAA